Linum tenue is the source of this 571-nucleotide messenger RNA. The record is from the annotation of a GenBank genome assembly. NCBI's taxonomy places the organism in Eukaryota, Viridiplantae, Streptophyta, Magnoliopsida, Malpighiales, Linaceae.
AUAUAUUGUUUCAUUAUGGUUUCUCGAAUUCCAUUUUGGGGGUUUAUGGGAUACGAUUUUGUUGAAUCUGGGUAUCGUUUGUCGAUUCCUUGAUUAAAGGUUACAUGGAUAUCAGUUUUGUCACUUCUGAUACUUAUUCUGGUCAUUUUUUAUAUUGUUUCAGUGAAUGGGGAGACCGAAAAAGAACUCAAAGCCCAACAAUGAGGGAGAAGGAUCAACAAAGCAGCCACCGGAUGAACAACAACCACAGGAACAACCCGUGAGGAAGAAAUCCAAAACUGUUGCACCAAAAUCUGCAGCGAAAUCUCGUGAAGCAGCUGGAUCAUCACAGCAGCCGCCGGAUGAACAACCACCAAAGGAACAACCCGGGAUGAAGAGAACGAAAAUGGUUGCAUCAAGAUCUCGUCAAGGAGAAGGAUCAAGGCAGCCGCCGCCUGCUAUUCCAGAAGUUGAGGAGGAAGAUGAGGAAGAAGAUGAUGAGGGAGAGGAUCCCUGCGGCUCAUAUUUCAGAUUUCGUGGCUCCACCUAUUCCCUCUUCAAAAUUAUAAACUACUUGAAACAAGAUGUUGGA